This is a messenger RNA of Dreissena polymorpha, 5303 nucleotides long. RefSeq names its product centrosomal protein of 120 kDa-like. The record is from RefSeq and is a predicted model, not a curated record. Gene Ontology annotation, cellular component: centriole; centrosome. The transcript has 22 exons. Lineage: Eukaryota; Metazoa; Mollusca; Bivalvia; Myida; Dreissenidae. Bases 76 to 3099 code for a protein of 1007 amino acids. Gene Ontology annotation, biological process: centrosome cycle; interkinetic nuclear migration; positive regulation of centriole elongation.
CGUAACAAGUAUGGCGGCUGUUUUCAAAACAAAACUUGACGGAUAACUAAAUAUCUGCUUAUUGAGAUAAUACCGAUGCCAAUCAAUGCUACGAUGGUCGAAAAGGAUAGAUUUUUAGUUGUUGUUGCAGUUUUAGAAGGGAGGCGAUUUCCAAAGAGGCCACGUCAUCAGCUCAUUGCAGAAGCAAAAUUCAAUGGGGAACUCUUGACAACAGACCCUGUUGAUCAUGUGGAAAGUCCAGAUUUCACACAAGAACUUGCCUGGGAGCUUGAUAAAAAAGGAUUACAUCAACAUAGAUUACAAAGAACGUCAGUUAAAAUACAGUGUUAUGCUCUUGAUCCAUCCACCUCUGUGAAGGAACCUAUUGGUUAUGUUGUUUUGGACUUAAGAUCUGCACACAACAAGCAGACAUCAAAAUGGUAUCCGUUGUUGCUUGGCAAGUACCAGAAAAGCAAGCCAGAGCUGAGGCUGGGUCUGUAUCUUGAUGAAGACAAGUCUGAGGAGAACACAAGUUUCAAAGCAAAGGAAGCUCCACCAAGAUUGAUAGAGACGCCAGUGAAGGACAAGACUUCCCAGCUGUUGAAGCCCGUCCUCAAUGAGGAGGAGGGGUAUUACCAACUGGGCCCUCCCCAGCAGUGCUCCGACCAGUUUGUGUUGUCAGUUACCAUAGCAACCGCCACCAAUCUCGCACAGCUUAUUCCUAGCACACUGGCGCUUCCAUCUGGCAAUGGAUUUUUCUUCUAUUUCUCAUUAUUUGGCAACGAUGUUACCAACGAGGUGUUUCAUGACCUGAUAAACCCACAAUUCCCUGCUGAGCGGGCGUCAGUGAGAGUUCGGAGCAGCGUGGAAGCACUGCGUAUGUUCUUCACUAGUCAACCUGGCCUACAGGUGCAUUUAUGUUGUGGAGAGCAGUCACUAGGCAGGGCAGAGGUCCCACUCAACUCGUUACUGAAGAAGAGUAGCACAGAGAUCUACAUGAAGCCGGUGUCUGUUGAAGGCUCAUUUGAGCUAGUUCCUCCAAACCGAGCCAAGCAGCAGAUGACAGUGCUGGCUGGCAGUCUUACGCCGGUAGUCGGUCUGUCUGUGGUCCUGAGGAAGGAAGAUCUGGCCAUGAAAUCUCCUGUCAAAGAAGACCAUCUCAGUCCAAUACGUUCCCCAGCUCCCCAAUCCCCGCAUCACAAGGCUAGAGGUGAGCACAGGUCACCUGGGAAAGGUCACCAAGGUGGUGAAAGGUCAAGGUCACCUCCUCAAGGUCAGAGGCAAAAGGCACCAUCCCCUACGGGGGCAAAGGAAGAACAACAAAAUGGAUAUGCAGAUGAUUUUGAGGAGGCUACACAUGAGAACGUUAGCAGCUUUGAAGAAGAAAGAAAUAAAGAAGCUAAAGGGCCAGAGGAGACAGAGCUUAAAUCUUCCGGUCCCUCUGUUCCUGGCCCCAGACGUCACCCCUCGGACACCACGACGUCCACCACACAGCACCAUGUAGCAAUUCCACCCCAGUCACACCACUUCUCCUUCUCUAUCGACCUUCGCAGUGUGAAGAGUCAUGACACAAAUGCCACACAGUUUGUGUUCUUGAGGUACACCUACCCAUUCUUCGGGAGUGCAGCUCCCAUUCUUACCCACCCACCCGUGGAGAUACGCAAGGGCAUGGAAGUGCUCCUCCCACAGUCCUUCUGUGCUUUUGAUUUCGCCUGCAAUGUGCAGCAGCUUCAGGAGACAUUUCUACGAGUGCCCUUGCUGGUAGAGCUCUGGAAUCGUGACAAACAACUCUCCAAGGAUGUCUUUCUUGGGGCAGCUCGUCUACCUCUUGGAGAUAUUAUAGUGGCAGACAAAACCAAAAUCAUGAACAAUUCUGGAAACAGUGGGUGGAAACAAUUGUUUAGCAACAAAGUGCCAAUUAUUUCAACAGAAAGCCAAGGCAAGCAUAUAGGUGAGCUGGCUUUCGUGUUGAGCCUGGAGGACUGGGGAGCCAUUGGAACUCAGCAGAUAGUUGUGGCCCAUACAGAGUCAACCAUGACCCAUGGUCAGAUGGCUAGCCCCAACCCGGGGCCGGUGCAGCAACCGUCGCCGCGGGAGACAGAGGAGUACAAGGCGGCCAUGGAGCUGGAGAUGUGGAAGGAAGAGCAGGAACACGUCUUUGAGAACCAGUUGAAGCAGAAGGAGAUGAUGUACAUGAAGGCCCUGGCAGAGGAAUGGAAGAAGAGAGACAGAGAGAGGGAGCUGCUCAUGAAGAAAAAGUUGACAGAGUAUGCCCAGCUAGAGGAACAGUUACGUAAGACUCUCGUGGACCUGGAGAAAAGGGAGAAACAGCUGGCAGCCAAUGAACAGGAGGUGAUGCGUCUCAAGACAGACCUGCAGCGUGAACACGACCGCAAGUUACAGGAGAUGAAGGAGGCCUCAAGACGAAUGAAGGAUGACUGUGACCAUCUGGUCGACCUGGAAAAGGCUAAGAGUCGAGAAUUGGAAAGCUUGAUACAGAGAUACAAGGAUGAGCUAACAGAGGCAGAGAAGCGUAAGGCCAAGGUGGAGAAGGACUUCACGCUGUACAAGGAGGAACUCAACACCAAACCUGAGGUCCGGUUGCAGUCAGAGAUCAACCUACUCACCCUGGAAAAGGUUGAGUUAGAGCGUAAGUUAGACGCGGUGACCAAGUCCAAGAUCCACUACAAGCAGCAGUGGGGGCGGGCUCUCAAGGAGCUGGCCAGGGUCAAACAGAAAGAGCAGGCUCAGGCCAAGGCUCAUCUCAUCAAACAACAGCAGGAGUUGGAGCACAUGCGUCUGCGGUACCUGGCUGCCGAGGAGAAGGAGGUGGUGAACAGCGAGAAACAGGAGCUGGAGGACAUCAAGAAUGAGCUCAACAAAUUAAAACAGAUGGAGGAGGAGAGGCUGAAGUCAGCUGACCAGUCACCCAGACAUGAAGUGCUCAGCAGAAAGCUGGACCAGGAUCUGGACAACUUGGAGGAGCACAUCACAAGGCUGAUUGAGGAACGGGACACUUUGUUACGUACUGGGGUUUAUAGCACGCAGGACAAAAUUAUUGCUGAACUUGACCGACAAAUCCGAGAGGCCAUGGCCAAUAAAAAACUGAAUAACGUUUGAUAGAUCUUAAAACUUUUUAUAUUAAUUGUCUGACUUUUGACGCUAUGAAUAUUAUAGGGGAAUUUAAAAUUAUUGCAUGGUUUAAUAGUUUUCUACACGAAACUUACUUAGUUAUUAUCUUACCCACUGAACAGUUCUAUUUAUGGUGUUAGAUAAAAACCAAACAUUUAAGUGUUGUGAAGAAAGGAAAAUCAUUAAUAUUGAUAAUUGUUAUAAACCUAUUGAUAUCAUCCAAUCCGCUGUUGUCAUCCGGACCAUGGUACCGGUCAAUUCUCCACCCUAUUGGACCAGUUCAUAUGAUAAUUUCUGUUAAAUUUGGAGUAAAAGUACCUCACAAAGAAUUACAUGAUGUAAAAACAAGACCUUUUGCAGGUCUGCUAAAAAGCACUUAAAUGUUAAGUUCCACUUUCAAAUAUUUAACAAAUAACUUUCUUAAUAUUCUCUAAGGCCUUAUUUUUCGAUAAACACACUGUUAACAGCUAAUGUUAACAUUGUCAUUAAAUGACUUGAACGCUCGCGCUUUUUCUUGUUGUAAUGUAUUGUGAACAGGAAUAAUGCAGAUUCAAAGAAUGUCAUAGUUAUAUGAUUUAAGAUUAUUCAACACCAAUGUUUACUUUACAGUGAUAUAUUUGUACUUGUACGUAGCUGGUAUACUAACAUUGGCCCUACUCGACUACCAGGUAGUCCAAUAUGGUAGGUCAGCAGAGUACGUGUCGAAAUGUAUCACUGUAUUGUACACAACACUGUUAAAUUACAUAUUAUUGAUAGGAAUGUUGAAUAUCAGAAUAACAUUUUUAUAGGGAAAAAACAACCUCAAGCAGUGAUAGAAUUUACAUUAAUUUAAUGUAAUGGUCUAGAUAAUUUAUUAGUUUGACUGGAGUCAGUCAGUAUUUAUUUGUUAUGUACAAUUGUACAUGUACAUGAAUUCAAUAACAGCCUUCAAGCUUAUGUUGUGGUAAGAACAAUUCAUGUGACAAACAUACAUUUUAUUUUAUUAUGAUUUCCCUGUAUUGCUUUUAUAAGUCUGUUUAAUUUUGAAGUAAUUUAUAAGUAAACAAAAAUACUUUAAAGAAUUUGUAAAUACACAGACAUUGUCUGCUAUGGCAUUAAUCUCGUACAGGAAAGGUUAUGUGCUUGUAUGUUUUGUUUUGUGUUUUUAUGUUAAAUAUUUAUUUAAAAAAUAGCUGAAAAAGGGCGUGGACUACAUCAAAAAAUUAAAACUUAUUUUUCAAGCUUUUAUGAUCUUCCUUUUAUGAACAAGUAAACAACACCAGUUAUAUGUUGGUUGUUUAUCUUUUAGAGAGAUUAUUGGCAUACAGACAGCAAGACGGCAGACUUUAAAUUCUCAUUUAAAUAAACACUCCUUAAUCCAUAAGAUAGUCAUGAUUCCAAAUAUUUUUAUUAAAGAUUAAUCUAGCAUGCUCAUUUUUCUGAACAAAAUACUUUUCCUCUUAUAGUUGACAAAGAGUCUUAUAUGGAUUUGAUAUUUCAAAAUGUAAAAGUUUAAUCCUGGUGGAGAAAGUUAUAUCCAUAUAAGUUAAUAAAUGUCUUAUUUUUUAACUGUUAUUCUAUACAAUUAACACACUAUUAGCAAAACUUCAACCCAAGAGUAUUUAUUUGGAAAGCUAAUAUUUUGGUUAUUGAAUAGAUUUUUAAAACAUAUAACAGCACUAUUUAAGGGCAGUUAUAUAUGUUUUUACCAUUGAGAUUGGAUUAUUAGUUUUGCCAAAUUGAUAGCUAAAACAUUAACUAUCCAGUUUGUAUGUUCAGAACAAGAUUUGAUUCGCAAAUGAUAAAAUAAGCAUAGUUUUAAAAUAAGUGUUGAUCAGCACAGAGCUUAAUGUUCCGUGAGUGGCGAAACUUAAGCUUUUUAACUCUGUUGACAGGUUACUUCUUGGUGAAGUAUUUUUGGAAAUAUACUAAUUAAAAUAGUUACAAUCUAAGAAGUAUAGGCAGUUUAGAUGUUUGAAGAAUUUACCAUGGUUUAUGCUUAGGAGAUACAUGACUUUGUUAUUGGGAAAUGUAUAUUGAACUUGCUAUAUGUUAAACGUUAUUAUGACUGUAAGCUGUAAGUGUUAGGGAGUUAAGAUUAAGUAGUCUUCUUAACGAAUCGGCAUCAUCUGUGAUUUAUUUUAUGUUUAUUUUAGUUUUUUUCUUUUUAUUGUAAUAAGAAUAUAUUUGCAGAGUAAACAAUGUGAUAUAAA